Postia placenta MAD-698-R-SB12 is the source of this 1113-nucleotide messenger RNA. RefSeq lists its product as hypothetical. Bases 1 to 1032 code for a protein of 343 amino acids. NCBI's taxonomy places the organism in Eukaryota, Fungi, Basidiomycota, Agaricomycetes, Polyporales, Adustoporiaceae. Gene Ontology annotation, molecular function: oxidoreductase activity, acting on NAD(P)H. The record is from RefSeq and is a predicted model, not a curated record. The transcript is spliced from 5 exons.
AUGGCCCAGCAGAAAGCAGUCGUGCUCCCCAAAGCAAAGGGCGACUGGCUCGUCGACUCCGUCCCCGUGUACACCCCCGGUCCCGGCGAGAUCCUCAUCAAAAUCCACGCCUCCGCGCUCAACCCCGUCGACUGGAAGAUCCAGGCGUACGACUUCUUCAUCGACAAGUUCCCCGCCGUGCUCGGCACUGACAUCGCCGGCACCGUUGAGGCUCUCGGCGAGGGCGUCACCGGGUUCGCCAAGGGCGACCGAGUCCUCACGCAGGGGGUCAUCAACGAGAACGCCCACGCUGGCUUCCAGCAGUACACGCUCUCCAAUGCAGACGUCACUGCGAAGAUCCCCAGCAACAUCUCCUUCGACCAGGCGUCCACCGUCCCCCUUGGGCUCGCCACCGCUGUCGUCGGCCUCUACGGCGGUGGGAUCUCCCUUACCCCGCCGUGGGCUGACGGCGGUGCAGGCAAGUACGCAGGGAAGCCCAUUGUCGUCUUCGCCGGCGCGAGCUCCGUCGGGCAGUACGCCAUCCAAGUCGCGAAACUCUCCGGGUUUAGCCCGAUCAUCACGACAGCGUCGCCGCACAACGCGGCGUAUCUGCAGGGCCUCGGCGCGACGCACGUGCUUGACCGCGCACUCUCCGGGGACGCACUGCGCGCAGCGGUCAAGCAGAUCACGUCCGCGCCGAUCGAGUUCGCGUACGACGCAGUGUCAGGCGCAGACACGCAGACGGCGGGCUACGAGCUGCUCGCACCGGGCGGCGCCAUCGUGAUUGUGCUUGCGAACGCGGUGCCCGAGGCAAAACAGACGAAAGACCGGAAGAUCGAGCAUGUGUUCGGAAACGUGAACGCGCCGCAGAACCGUGCGCUGGGCCGCAGCUUAUACGCGAAGCUGACGGGGCUGUUGGAGACGGGCGCGAUCAAGCCGAACCGGGUCGAGGUGCUGCCGAAUGGCUUGCAGGGCAUCAUUCUCGGACUGGCGAAGCUCAAGGCGGGCGUGAGCAACGUAAAGCUCGUCGGCCGCCCGCAGGAGACAGCAUGAAGCGCGAGAAGACGACACAGUACGCACGACGUUAUGUAACAUUAUCAUUAGCAAGUAAAUCAUUGGGCCUCGUCGUGCAUA